AUGGCCGAUAGCUUGGUCUGGAAAAGGGACUCGAGCGCUCCAGGCUUAGACGGGUGCGCUGCUCUCGAAGGAACGGAUCAGCCUCCCGGCAGCAGCAGCUAUCAGGGGCCUCUUGGCCCCAGCCUCUGCGAGUAUCGUGGAACAGAAAUCAUAUUCUAUCGACAUCCUCAUCUGUGGCUCGUCGACGUCAAAACCCUCAAGUCGCCUGAUCAGCAGGUGUCGAAUAUCUUGGACACAUCAUCGAUUCCGUUUGAGCCCAAGCGCAUCGUAUUGAGCGGCGGCCAAGGAAACCUGCUUGCACUUUUUGACGAGCGCCGAGUGUACGUCAUCCGAAUACCUCCGCUAGCUAUCCGAAAAUCCAAGCCCAUCGUACACUGCAAGUCAUUCCAGGUCGCCUCGUCGGCGCUGUCGGCGCUCGAUGGCGCUCACAUUGUCAAGGUUCUGUGGCAUCCCCUGGCGCCCGAGACGGUGUUGUGCAUACUGACCUCAGAUGGAGUCUUGAGGCUCGUGGAUAUAUCCAGAGAUCCCGAUGUUAUCGACCAGCAGUUUGCGUUCGCAAGCCGAUCCUCACGACGCAGCCACGGCUUCGGGCUGCUGAGGGAUGAGAACGACAUCGUCUCGUUUACUUUUGGCCCAAACUUUGGAUGGGGACCCAUGACAGUCUACGUACUGAUGAAGAACGGUGACCUGUUCUCGAUGUGUCCUGUUGCCCCAACGAUCUGGAAAGCGGAUGCUGUUUCGCUGCUCCAGCUGGAGGAAUUGAACGAGGCGGACUAUCGACUUUCAUCACAAGCCCUCAAACCAGACACACCCGAUCCAGCAAAGGACAAACGGACCCAUACAGAGUCUCCUGAAAACGAGACCCACUUUUGGCGAAACAAGUUUGUCGCCGAUCUAAAUGCCCAGCUCGAGAGCAUCAUAAGCAAGGAGCUCCCUCUGGAUCAGGCCACUCUGACUAUCCCGCGAUCUAUGAAGAGCUUCAAGCCCAAGUGCAUAGGACCGUAUCUCCUCAAGCCCUCGACACAAGAGUCCUUCGAAGACCCAUGCGACAUCCUUUGUCUCGGCUCUGACCAGUUCGCCACGCUUGUUGUUGGAUAUAUGGAUAAAAUGAUUGGCGUCUUCAGCGAGCUCGAGAGCUCGCAGCCCUUCUGGAACAUUGAAGCGGUCAAGGAGCACAGGCCUUGCCGGACUCUCUAUGUUUCGGACUUGCUUUAUCUCGGGACCGAGGUCAAAAGCGACUGGAUGGAGCCCGUGAACAUCAAGCUCUACCGCGAUCCUCAGGCACCCUCCUCGGCAUUUUGCGUUCACUCCAGCGGCAUCUACCAUCUCGAGGUGUUCGCACGCCAAACGGGCUCCGAUACCCUCGAGGCUGCUGAAUCCAGUCGCGUGGAGUUUCUGCUCGACGCCGAGGCUCUCCAAAGUGAUCGAUCCACGAUCGUUGGAUUUACUCCCUGCAAUUCAAGCAUUCUCCAUCCUUGUGUGUUUGUUCUGGACGACACCGGCGCUGGGCUGCUGCUUCCACACACACCCUCCACGCCGGCACCCCGUGAGCCAACCGCAAACCCCUCCUCGAACCAAGAGCAAUCCAUUCUCCUCGAGGGCCAGUUCAACGUGUCAGAGUUCGAUGCCUUGAAUCGAGAUCAGCUCACCAACCUAUUGAAGCUCGUCAAAGACGCCAGGUUUCCAGACGGGCUCAGUGAAGACAACCUCAGCACAGUCGCGCGUUGUGUCCAAAUUCUGUACAAGCAUAUUGAAAAGCUUCUCCUGUCAACGGCCCAUCUCGAGGAGCGUCGAUUGCUUCAGAUCGAAGAGUACAACAGGCAACGAAGCGUCCUUGCAGAUUUAGAAACCACCGUGACCCAGCUUGUCGCGCGAGACUGUCAACGAGAUGUCGAACGAUUCGACCAGAUCAUCGAGACUGACAAGACCCAGCGAGAAAAGGCAGACGCCAUGCUGCAGAUCUUGACCGAUCACACGCAGCCACAAUUGAGUGAGGACGAGAAGAAGUGGUUCAAGCAGCUCAAGCAGCUUCGUCGAAACCUGAGGGGAUUCAAAGACGACACAGACAAGAUCGAGAAAGCUAUGACUCGCCUCAGUUUAGAGACAGACGAUGACGCCGAGCCAGCUGUUGAGCUGGGAACGAAGCAAAGGAAUCUCCUUCAUCGCUUGAUGGACGAUAGCAAUCAGCUUCUGCAGCGGUCGCAGCGCACGACAGCUGUCCUCAAGAACAAGCUCAAUCGUGCCGAAUAA
Molecule: messenger RNA, 2250 nt
Organism: Polychytrium aggregatum
Lineage: Eukaryota; Fungi; Chytridiomycota; Chytridiomycetes; Polychytriales
Exons: 9
Coding region: 1-2250 (749 amino acids)
Biological process (GO): protein import into nucleus; mRNA export from nucleus; ribosomal large subunit export from nucleus
Cellular component (GO): nuclear pore
Molecular function (GO): structural constituent of nuclear pore
Source: RefSeq, a predicted model, not a curated record